This is a messenger RNA of Cooperia oncophora, 588 nucleotides long. The record is from the annotation of a GenBank genome assembly. Lineage: Eukaryota; Metazoa; Nematoda; Chromadorea; Rhabditida; Trichostrongylidae.
AUGAAAACAUUCAUGUCGAAGAGAAAUGAAGCUUUUCUAGAUGGCCGAAGAAAACCUAAUAGAAAAACCAAGGUCAAAAGGCUGUACACACCCAAAAGGAAAAAGAAAAAAGCCGUCCCUGCUUCUGUAAUUCCUGUAAUUAGGCCAGAGACGGCUUGCUACUGUGGUGUAGUCGUAUGCAGUCAUGCAAGACUUCACGAGCAUAUACUCUACGAGCAUUCAUAUCCCACAAUCAUUCGAUGCUCUCAGUGCGGUGCUUCGGCUGAACGCGUUCACGAACACCAUAUUUGCAGCAUUUGUGAUGUAUUCGCGGAUAAUCUUGAGGAGCAUCUCAAGAACCAUUACCGUGACCGCUUGGGUUCAGGAGCUUUCAUGGAAUGCCGGUUGUGUUGCAAAACCUUCUUAACUGUCAAAGAAGUCGUAAUACACGAACGUGUGUCCCAUGCAAGGGUGCGAAAGCUUUCCUCGUAUGAGUGCGAGUACUGUGGAGAUUGUUUCGCAACUAAGCAUGUGCGCGAUAAUCAUCUCCUGAGGCACUUUGAAGAAAGUAUUGGUGAUAUCUGGGAUCGCGUGGAGCAAAUGCAAUGA